AUGGAUACAUUUGAUCUUCGCGAACUUCUUAGACCAAUUGUUCAAUACCCUACUCCAAAAGAUCAGAAUCGUAUAAAGGUAGUGAUAACCACUAAUAAUGAAACAACAAAAUAUAUAUUAAGUGACUUGAAUAAGUCGGCGUCUUUAAGAGAAGUACGGCGAUGUUUAUCUACAAAUGGCGACGUUUUAAUGAGCAAGCAAGACUCCCAAUUUUGUAAUAAAUCAAAAGAUAAAAUACAAUUAGAAUGUGAGGACGAUUUUAAACUUGAAGAUAUUUUGAUUCCUGAGGAUGAUUUUUAUUCAGUAUAUAUAGAAAAAAAUUCAACAAAACCAAACUUUAUUAAACUUUCGCGCAGGCUUAGUUUAAAUAAGGGACGUAGAAAGAAAAGCAGUGAUGGUAGCAUAGUGAUAGCGAGUAAAUCGGCAUUCAGUAUAAAAAAUUCACACAUUAUGAACGUAACUGUUAAUGACAAUCUUAAACGUAUACAUGAAAAAACCAACGAAGAUUUUAAUAAAUUUUGGGAAAGAAGUUUUGAUCAUCAAGACAUAGUUCCUCCUUUAAAAUCAUCCGUUAAUUUGAAAAUCUAUGAUAUUAUAUAUUAUGAGAAGGGAUCGAUUCGAUUAUCACGUAAAGACUUAGAAGUAACAAAUGAGUAUGUUAAAGCUAUUACAGACGCAUUAGAUGAAGGUCAGAGUGAUGCAAAUAAAAAGGAUGCACUGAAUAAAGUCGGUGAAGAAUUUGGCUUUUUUUGGGCACAAGAAAUUAAACUUGGAGGAAAAUCUCAAAGCGCUCGACUUGCGAGUUCUACAAGUACCAAUAAAUAUAAAGCAGUUGGUGGAGAUAUUACAAAGUGUAAUGAUGAAGGUGAAUGGUUGGAGUCUCUAAGUUCUUAUGAAAGUUGGGUAAUUAUUGGACAUGACGAUAAAUUAUCACUCUAUGAAUUGUUGCCAGAAGGAUUAAAAUCAAGAAUAAAAAAUGUUAUUGGUAUGAAAGUACUUCAUUCAGAUAUCCUAAACAUUAAAAUGCCAGAAUCAAUUUAUCCUGUUCCUAAGCCAUCAAACAUUAUAACAUUUAAAAACCAUAAAAUAUUCGUUUCUAUAAUAAAUAAUACAAAUCGCAAGCAUUUAGAUAAUAAUGUGUUUGCAAUUCGCGUUGAUUACCAAAAUCCAGAAAGUCCAUACCUCAUAAUUCAUCAUCAUCUUGGUAUGGUCAUUGAAGAUUCAUCAUCGAUCAAUCUUUCGGUACCAUGGAUAAUUAUUGGUUAUAAUGAUAAGUUCCCAACUGAUGAAUUUUCCAAAACUUCUUGCAUUGAAAAUAUUAAACAUAUUUGGACAAAAGAUGGUACAGAUACAGAAAUAAAACUCCCAAAACCAAUUUAUAAAGAUUACUGUUGGAUAAGCACUUGUGUUUUAGAUUGUGAAGAAAAUCCUGGAUACGAAUUUGGAAUGUCAAAUAUAGUUAUUAGUCAUCAUUUUUGUCAAUCCGACAAUAUUAAAGUCAAAAUAUGCUGUAACCAACACGAUCUUUCAGAUGGUCCCAACUUGACCCCAUUGAUUUUUAAAAUUAACUGCGCUAUUGUUCUUGGUACAUCCGAUACUAACAAAUCGCAUCCUUUUAUUGUUAGUAUGGAUAAUCAUAAUUGGAGAGAAAGUUGGAGUUUCACGAAUCUAUUAAGACAGCACAAUAAUAAUAGCAUAUUCACUGGAAAUAGUUGGCACCUACCUGACAAUGAAAACUAUAUAUUCGCAAGCCCCCUUUAUUCAAGUUCUUCGGAAUCUCUUGGACCCUGCUGUUCUUUACUUUUAAAUAUUAAUCGUAAAUGCCCAAUAGUAAAGUCAUUUAAUGGUAAUCCCAAAUGUAUGGUCAGUUGUUUCCAAUACAGGAAUACCAAACCAUAG
Molecule: messenger RNA, 1899 nt
Organism: Dentiscutata heterogama
Lineage: Eukaryota; Fungi; Glomeromycota; Glomeromycetes; Diversisporales; Gigasporaceae
Source: the annotation of a GenBank genome assembly